Messenger RNA from Tarenaya hassleriana, 1278 nucleotides. RefSeq names its product remorin-like. The record is from RefSeq and is a predicted model, not a curated record. The transcript is spliced from 2 exons. Bases 171 to 1052 code for a protein of 293 amino acids. Lineage: Eukaryota; Viridiplantae; Streptophyta; Magnoliopsida; Brassicales; Cleomaceae.
UAUUUAUUUAUUUAUUUAUUUAUUACCAUUUUAUUAUCUCUCUCCAUCUUAUAUCAAAGCUGCACGAGAUAAUUAAUUAGCUCCCCUCCCAGGAAAAAAAACGUAGCGAAGAACACUAUUCUCACUAAGGAGCACACCAUGAUCAUCGGAACCCUAACCUUUAACCGAUCAUGCUGACUCUGUACAGUGAAACGAGCACCGGACAGAGUACGGAGACCAACACCGAGGCCGACGACCGGAGCAGCCGAGAUGAGCCGGAGCCAGCCGUGCGUGACAUACACGCGCUGACGCCGGAGGAGCGUUCGCACCCCCCCCCGCCGCCGCCGUCGUUCCGCGGCUACUUCUCUCCGGCGAGGUCUGCCAGCCUCAGCGACGCGAGCGAGAACUUCACCACCAUAAGCCGAGAGUUCAACGCCCUCGUCAUCGCAGGAUCUUCCAUGCCCAUGGAACACAACAACAACAACGGUAACGGUAACGGUAACGGUAACGGUAACGGUAACGGAAGUAAUAACAACGACCUGUUGUCUAGGAUAAGGGAGGAGGAGGAUGACUUUGGUCGGGUCCCGGAGAGGGAGGAGGAUGAGGAAGAGACGAACCCUUUGGCGAUCGUGCCAGAUAGGAUGAGUGGUCCGGAGGGGUCGGGGUCGGGGUCGGGGUCGGGAAAUCAGGGUCGAGUGGUGUCGGUGCAGAGGGUGAAGAGGGAGGAGGUGGAGGCGAAGAUAGGGGCGUGGCAGAACGCUAAAGUGGCGAAGAUCAACAACAGGUUCAAGAGGGAAGAUGCCAUCAUCAAUGGUUGGGAGAACGAGCAGGUCCACAAGGCCAAUUCUUGGAUGAAGAAAAUCGAGAGGAAGUUGGAGGAGAAGAGGGCAAAGGCGAGGGAGAAGAUGGAGAACGACAUAGCGAAGGCGAGGAGGAAAGCGGAGGAGAGGAGGGCCACCUCGGAAUCAAAGAGAGGCACUCAGGUGGCUAGGGUUCUUGAGGUUGCCAACCUCAUGCGUGCCGUCGGUCGACCUCCUGCUAAGCGCUCCUUCUUCUCCUUCUCUUCCCAAUAAUAUCUCUCUUCAUACAUAUUAUAUAUGUAUAUGUGGACCGCUAUUCAUUUUGGAAUUAAUAUAUACAUAUAUAUAUGUGUGUGUGUGUGUAUAUACAUAUAAGAGCUUAUGAAAGCGUUUUGUACGGUUUAACAUUUACUCCAAAUAUCCUUUCGUUUUGGAUAUUAAACAUGUAUCAAGAUGUGCUUUUAGAGAUUUCUCAUGCUAUAUUUUACUAUUUAUUUCA